GGCUCGCUCUACACGUUCCAUUCUUCUGAAUUAGUUAUGUGCUUGUCCACAAGCCGCUUCGAUCGAAGAAACCAUCUUUUGAAACAUCCUUCUUCACAGUAUUUGUCAGGAACCUGUUGUGUCGAGUCCCUCUGAGAAUUAUUGGCUUCCGGUUUGUCGUAGAGUUCCCAGAAUGGGCGACUUUGAGGCGAAGGGUGAUGAAUUCGCCAAGAAAGCGGACAAAAAGCUGAAGAGCUUCUCGUUGUUCGGGAGUAGCAGCAAGUACGAGGACGGGGCUGAGUUGCUGGACAAGGCCGCCAACCAGUAUAAGCUUGGAAAAGCAUGGGAGAAGGCGGGAGAAACAUAUGUGCACCUUUCAGAAGUACACAAAAAGUUGGAAAGUGAGCAUGAGGCGGCCUCGGCUCUUGUUGAUGCUGCAAAUGCAUACCGGAAAGUCAAUAGUGCAAAGGCGCUGGAGUGCAUGCAGAACGCGGUCGGCAUCUUCACCAACAUCGGGCGGCUGAGCAUGGCGGCCAAGCAUCUCAAGGACAUAGCGGAGAUCUACGAGAAGGAGGACAAUGCAGAGGACGCGCUCACCUUCUACCAGCAGGCGGCCGACCUAUAUGCAGGAGAGGAGGUGAACAGCACCAGCAACCAGUGCAAGCUGAAGGUGGCCCAGUUUGCGGCGCAGCUGGAGCAGUACCCCAAGGCGGUUGAGAUCUACGAGGAGAUUGCCAAGAGUUCGCUAGACAACAACCUUUUGCGGUACAGCGUGAAGGGCUACCUGCUGAACGCGGGUCUAUGCCACCUGGCGGCCGGCGACGUGGUCAACAUCCGCAACGCAAUCGACAAGUACCAGGAGCUCGACCUCAGCUUCUCGGGGACGCGCGAGUGCAAGUUCAUUCAGGACUUGGCGGACGCGAUCGAGGAGGGCGAGGUGCAGAAGUUCACCGAGGUUGUGUACCAGUUUGACAGCAUGACGCGGCUCGACCCUUGGAAAACGACGCUUUUGUUGCGGACCAAGCAGAACAUCACAGCUAAAGAACAGGAAGAGGACGACUUGACAUAACCAUGCUAGCUCUGGUCCUUCCUCCUCUUCUGGACCACAGGACAUGAACCUUCCAUGUACAGUAGUUGGCGCCACUGAAUUGCUUGCCGUUUCAAGUUUGGAUCUCCACUGCGACGUACGGAUCAUACAUACAACCGGGCCGGGUUCAAGAUUUGUGCAGCCGGACAUACUGGAGUUGAGCUUCCGACAUUUGCUGGGCCCUGCAUGCAAGCUGCCCAUGACGGUUAAUUGAAUCUGCAAUACCCGGUGACUUGGUACAGCUGAGUCAGUACAUGCCAAUUAAAUUGAAGGAGCUUUAAG
This is a messenger RNA of Klebsormidium nitens, 1348 nucleotides long. The record is from the annotation of a GenBank genome assembly. Lineage: Eukaryota; Viridiplantae; Streptophyta; Klebsormidiophyceae; Klebsormidiales; Klebsormidiaceae.